Rotaria sp. Silwood1 is the source of this 2311-nucleotide messenger RNA. NCBI's taxonomy places the organism in Eukaryota, Metazoa, Rotifera, Eurotatoria, Philodinida, Philodinidae. The record is from the annotation of a GenBank genome assembly.
AAAAAAAUCUGGUUCCGAAAAACUUGGGUGUUUUGGAAAACUCUUUUUUUCUCUGUGAAUACUUCACUUUUUGGAAGUCUUAUAAGAGACGUUUUUGUUCAGUUUGAUCAGCUCUUUCGCAUGAGAUGCUCCACAAAAGAAACGAACGAAAAAUGACAGAGUUAUAGGAGAAAUACUGGAAAAAAAUCGAAAAACGUGUUUUUUUGCGACUUUUCAGACCCCCAUCUCGUUGUCAAGCCUGUAACUCCGCUAAAGAAGAUCCUGAAAAUGAAAAAAGAGUUUCAUAAUCUUACUUUUCUUUAAGGAAUCGAAUGAAAUGAAAAAAACUAAAAGUUUUUUUUUUUGACCAUAUUCCAGCGAUUCUCGAUGGGCUCGCGGAACCUCUCUUAAUACACACCAUUACUCUGUCUCCUUCUUACAUAUAUUGCUUGAUUGUUUCUCAUAAUGUAAUACAUAUAGUACCAUUUUUUUCUCGUUCUGCACGUGAAUGGUACAUUGCUCAUAAAAUGGAGGUCGUUAUUUCUCAUGAGACUCAAAACAAGCGCUCACUGCUCAGAAUAAGAAGAUCCUUCUACAGAGAGGUUUUACUGUAUAUGUAAAAAGACACGUAUUAUAACGUAGUCUCAUGAAUUUUUUGUGUAGAAUUUUUUGUGUAGAAUUUGUUGUAACCUACAUUUAAUGUACAUGUAGAAAAAAAAUUGAUAAGAAAACUAAUGAAAUAGUUUCAACUUCUGUUUCAAGUUGCUAAUAUCUAAUUAUAUAUUAAAAAAAGUUUUAUUAAAAUCAAUACGAAUGUAAUGAAGAUUUUUAAUUCUUUUUAAUUAGUAUAUUUCCACUAUUCGCAUGACUCUCUCUCUCGCUGUGUCUAUUAGUCGAUACAAGGAUUUGAAGUUCCAAUAUUGUUCUUUACAUAUGAACACUCAUUAUUACAUCUUUCAUAAGACAAAAAAAAUUCAUUAUUUGUACCAUAAUUACUACGUUGAUCUAUUUCUCUUUCCAAGAUAAAAAAAAACAUGUAUCAAUAGUUAUUUUAUGAUAAAUUAAGUAAUAAAGAAAACGAAAUGACUAAGUUUUUGAUAGUCCCAUUCUCUCGAGAAAAAAACAAAGAAAACAUCCGCUAGCAAAAGAGGAAAUCGAAAACGAGCCAAAAACUUGAAACGAUGUUGAUUUUGCAAAACUUUAAAAGAACUUUUUACUUUUUUCUCUCUAUUGUCGCUCUCCCUCUAUUUCAGUCCAUGCAUUACGUGGGAGUUCCAUUGACAUUCAUCCGAAUGCUCGAUGGCAACAGAAUGGUAUCACUGUGGUUGGAGGUAAUGGAGGAGGCAAUAGAACCAAUCAACCCUCAAACCCAGGGGGUUUGUAUGUUGAUGACGAUGAAGCAAUUUAUGUCGCUGAUACGUCAAAUCGCUGUAUUGUGGAAUGGAAACGUGGUGCAACGAAUGAACAAGCGGUUGCCGGUGGAAAUGGAGGAGGCAAUAGAACCAAUCAAAUCUCAAACCCAUGGGGUUUGUAUGUUGAUGAUGAUGAAACAAUUUAUGUCGCUGAUACGUCGAAUCGCCGUAUUGUGGAAUGGAAACGUGGUGCAACGAAUGGCCGAGUGGUGGCUGGUGGAAAUGGAGAAGGAAAUGGAGCUCAUCAGUUGUAUUAUCCAAGAGAUGUGGUUGUCAACAAAGAGACAGAUAGUCUCAUCAUCUCCGAUAAUGGGAAUAGCAGAGUGGUUCGAUGGCCUCGUCGAAAUGGGACAAGUGGAGAAACAAUCAUCUCCAACAUCGUUUGUGUGGGUUUGACAAUCGACGAGAAUGGAUCUCUCUAUGUCGUUGACGCUGGAAAACAUGAAGUGAAACGAUAUCAAAGAGAAGAAUCUCAAGGAACAGUGGUUGCAGGUAGCAAUGGAAAAGGAAAUCGUCUCGACCAACUCUCUAUCCCACAAUACGUAUUCGUCGAUGGAGAUCAUUCAGUAUACUUAUCUGAUUGGGGAAAUAAUCGUGUGAUGAAAUGGGAAGAAGGUGCAAAACAAGGCAUUGUCGUAGCCGGUGGUCAAGGACAAGGAAAUAAUCUUGCACAAUUGUAUCGUCCUCAAGGAAUCGUUGUCGAUCAAAUGGGUACUGUCUAUGUGGCUGAUUGUUUGAAUCAUCGAAUCAUGCGUUGGCCAAAAGGAGCCACACAAGGAAGUGUCAUUAUUGGUGGUAACGGUGAAGGAACACAGUCGAAUCAACUCAAUGGCCCCGUAGGUUUGUCAUUCGAUCGACAUGGCAAUCUCUAUGUCGUCGAUUGGGGAAAUCAUCGAGUACAAAAAUUUAAUAUCGAAUGA